This is a messenger RNA of Acaulospora colombiana, 1014 nucleotides long. The record is from the annotation of a GenBank genome assembly. Lineage: Eukaryota; Fungi; Glomeromycota; Glomeromycetes; Diversisporales; Acaulosporaceae.
AUGGCGGAGCAAUGCCUGGAGUACAUUGACCGCCUUGAGGGAAAGAGAAUUUGUUGUGAGAGAGAAUUCUGGAUCGGUAUUAUAGUGAUUAUAGAUAUCAAAGAUCUUUUCGACACCCUCUACAAUCUGCAGGGUGCCAGGGGAAUUCAUGGUGGAGGUCAGGUCCAGCCUGAAAUUGCCACCAUAUUGCCCGAGAUAUUCAAGAAGAGAAAACAGAACAAACCAGAGGGUGAGGAGACAGUAUAUAGAGUGGUAGAAACACAUGAAAGCCCUCCGCAUAAGGCUACAAGUUGGAGCGAUUUCUCGCAAAGAAAAGGAGCGAGGUCACAAAUGAAAGGGAAGGGUGGAAACUCGUGCGACGAACAAAACGGCACAUCGAUCGAGAGGUCGUCAAAGGUCGUAAAGGUCGUUACUUUGUACGCGGGGGGUCGACGCCAAACAAGACGCGAUCCAAUUGGUAUUAAGAGCUCGAGUGCGGCGACCAUGAUCUCCAAAUUUUCAGACGACUCGGUCGAGAUUCGGUUGCCCAAGUCGUCGGGUAGGCGCAAGCUCAAGUCCAACGCUGCUGCCGCUAGCCUCUCACCGGGUAGCUCGCACACCAGUUAUACUUUUCUUGGGUUGAAGAAGAAGAAGGACUCGUCAUCUCCUACGUCUGGCUCUCCACCAAAGGGUUUCCCGCCUCUCCCCAAGGAUGCAGCAGCCAAGGUCUCGACUGCGAACCAGGCCAAGGAAAAGGAGGCGGCUCCACGCGUCAGUGUCGAGAGUGCCACUAGCCGUGCGAGCAGUGAUAGCAAGAAGAAUGAUUUGUGCGCACUACACCUUGCCGUCUGCGCUGUAGCUUCCGCCUGUGGCGCGGCAAAUGUUUUUGACAAGCUUUUUGAACACGACCCGGAUAUUGUUGGUCCUGUAGCUGGGCAUUAUACUCUACCAACAGACCCAAUUUCGGAUCGGUUUAUUAUUCCAUACUUUGAGAGACGGCUAUUUGAGGAGAGCGUUUAUGUCUCGCCACCCUAG